AUGCAGCCCCUCGAAGGUCACCACUCCAGCAGCAAAGAUCCUAAAGAAAAGACGAUAAGCACCAUUCCCACAGUCUCAGUUCAGCCUCCCACUCCGAUUCAAGAGGCAAGCCCUGCGAUCAAUAGGUUUUCUCCUUGGGAAGAUGAGCCGCUAGAGCCAAACAGCCACAAAGAAUCCUCCACCGCCGCUAGCAUGUCGUAG
Messenger RNA from Puccinia triticina, 201 nucleotides. RefSeq lists its product as uncharacterized. The record is from RefSeq and is a predicted model, not a curated record. The coding region runs from base 1 to 201 and encodes 66 amino acids. The transcript has 2 exons. NCBI's taxonomy places the organism in Eukaryota, Fungi, Basidiomycota, Pucciniomycetes, Pucciniales, Pucciniaceae.